AAAAUAGAUUCAAAAGGGGUUGUUUAGUUAGGGUUUAAGAUUUUAGCAAAGUGGCGGAUAAGUUUGCUUAUAAGCUUACAAUGGAAACAAUAGUUUCUGAAAUCAGCAUACAUAUGCCUCCUCUUCAGAAGAAGACUUACCGUAUCUGUUUCGACGAAGCUGAGCAUAUGUUUACAAUUGCUUUAUGCGGUCAUGAAUUCUGUACGGAGUGCGUGAAACGACAUAUAGAAGUGAGGCUACUCGAGGGAAGUGUACCAAGAUGUCCACAUUAUCAUUGCGGGUCUAAGCUAAGUUUUACAAGCUGUGCCAAUCUUUUGAUGCCUAAACUAAGAGAGAUGUGGGAAAGAAGGAUCAAAGAGGAAUCGGUUCCUAUGGCGGACAGAGUUUAUUGCCCAAAUCCAAGGUGCUCGGCUUUAAUGUCGAAAACCGGAGAUGGAACUAUGAGAUGCUGUUUUGAAUGCGGUGAGCCUGCAAAGUUGCGUGGCAUAGUAACUUGUCGUGCGACGAUUACAAGAGAUUGGGUCCAAAUCCUACAGAAGAUGAUAUAAAGCUCAAAGCUUUAGCAAAUCAAAAUAUGUGGCGUCAAUGUGGAAAUUGCAACAAAAUGAUGAAUUUUCU
Messenger RNA from Arabidopsis arenosa, 618 nucleotides. The record is from the annotation of a GenBank genome assembly. Lineage: Eukaryota; Viridiplantae; Streptophyta; Magnoliopsida; Brassicales; Brassicaceae.